CAUGGCUAAAGAAAACUACCCACUUCACAGAAGAAGAAGGAAAACAAAGGCUUUAGUUAGACAGGCUUUUACCAUUGCAGAACCGAUUCAAUCAUGUCUAUGUUUGGAUUCUUUGUUGACUUGGAUGUCACAACUCUGCUGCUCUUUUUUGUAAUCUUCAUCCUCACUGCAGAUUAUGUAAAGAACCGUCGGUCGGGCAGCUUUCCUCCAGGACCCCGGGCAUUUCCUAUUGUGGGCAACAUGUUUACUUUGGAUCACAAAAGGACCCAUGAGAGCAUGACGAAGUUAGCAGAGAAAUAUGGAAACGUGUACAGCCUGAGAAUGGGCCAGUCAUGGAUGGUGGUGUUGAACAGGUUUGAGGUUCUGAAAGAAGCUCUGGUUACUCAGGGAGACAGUCUGGUGGAUCGCCCAGAGAUGCCUCUGCAGCAUGACGUAUCCCGGGGACUAGGUGUAGUUUUCAGUAGUGGAAACAUCUGGAAGCAGCACAGGCGUUUCGCACUUUCAACCCUCAGGAUUUUCGGAUUUGGCAAGAAGUCUCUUGAGCCCAUCGUCUUGGAUGAAUUUACAUAUUGUGCACAAUACUUCAAUAGCUUCAAAGGUAAACCAUUGAAUCCACACAUUGUCCUCAACAACGCCGUCUCCAACAUCAUCUGCCAUCUGGUUUUUGGACAUCGCUUUGAGUACGGUGAUGAGAAAUUUAUUAAACUGAUGGAGUGGUUCAGUGAAAGUCUAGAGAUUGAAGGCUCCAUCUGGGCACAGCUCUACAACUCGUUCCCUUGGCUGAUGAGGUGUCUGCCAGGGCCGCAUCAGACGGUCAAGCGGAUCUGGAAAGAUGUAAUGGACUUCAUAAGAGUAGAGAUUAAGAACCACAAACAGAACUGGGACCCCUCAGACCCAAGAGACUACAUCGACUGCUUCCUGAACGAGAUUCAGACGGUUAAAGGGCAGGCAGGAAAUAGUUUUGAUGAGGAAAACCUGCUAAUGUCUGUCUUGGAUCUGUUUGUGGCUGGAUCUGAGACCACUUCCACUACGUUGCGCUGGGCUUUCCUCUACAUGGCAAAGUACCCCGAGAUCCAGGCAAAGGUCCAGGAUGAGAUAGACGGAGUGAUUGGACAGUCCAGACAGCCGUCCAUGGAAGAUCGCGCAAACCUGCCCUACACUGAUGCCGUCAUACACGAGAUCCAGAGGAUUGGCAAUAUAGCUCCUCUCAGCUUGCCUCAUCUAACCAACAAGGAAAUUAAGUUGGGAGGCUACACAAUCCCAAAGGGUGUUACAAUAAUCCCCAAUCUGACCUCGGUGCUGUUUGACAAGAAUGAGUGGGAGACGCCCAACACCUUCAACCCAGGACACUUUCUGAACAAGGAGGGAAAGUUUGUGAAACGAGCUGCUUUCAUUCCUUUCUCUGCUGGUAAGCGGGUGUGUCUGGGGGAGAGUCUGGCCAGAAUGGAGCUUUACCUCCUCUUCACCUCUUUCAUGCAGCGCUUCACCUUCUCCAUGCCUCCCGGGGUGAAGCCUAAUAUGGGUUUUAACUUCGGCAUCACUCUAGCACCGGUUCAAUAUGAAAUCUGUGUAACCUCACGCUAAGAGACACCUUUUUUCCAUCAUAUCACUCAUGAUUAUGUCACUGGGACACAGUAGAGUAAUAGAUCAAACAUAUUUUUGGUUUUAAUAAUUGAUGAAAUUAUGCAAGUAUCUCCUUCCGGCUGCAAAAUGUGAAAUUUUACUUCUUUAGGAGUCAUUUCCUCUGCUUACGAUAAACCAUUUUCCAGGAACUCCGGUCAGUCCUGAUUAGCAAUCCCACUUGCUCUGCUAGAGGUGAUAGUGGGAUACCAUAAAGCCAGUCUUCCCACAGUCCAGACAUAAAAAAGUAGAGAAUCUAAAGUGGCAAAAAUGAGGGAACAAUUCACAUCAUAGCCUCUUCCUCUGUGCCGUCGGACAAUUUGCUGGGAGUACAUCUUUAAAAUAUAUACCUUUAGUAUUAUUUUUAAUGGCUUGUACUGUUUUUAAGAGCUUAGUUACAAUUGUAUGCUCUGCAGUUAUCAAAAGUUGUUUUUUUAUAAAUCGACAUUUCAAUAAAGUGUGUUUUACAUCUUAAA
Eleginops maclovinus (Patagonian blennie) is the source of this 2096-nucleotide messenger RNA. RefSeq names its product cytochrome P450 2J6-like. Gene Ontology annotation, molecular function: heme binding; iron ion binding; oxidoreductase activity, acting on paired donors, with incorporation or reduction of molecular oxygen, reduced flavin or flavoprotein as one donor, and incorporation of one atom of oxygen. The record is from RefSeq and is a predicted model, not a curated record. Gene Ontology annotation, biological process: xenobiotic metabolic process. The transcript is spliced from 9 exons. Gene Ontology annotation, cellular component: cytoplasm; intracellular membrane-bounded organelle. Lineage: Eukaryota; Metazoa; Chordata; Actinopteri; Perciformes; Eleginopidae. The coding region runs from base 94 to 1584 and encodes 496 amino acids.